AUGUUGGUCCCACCAAGGCCAGGCACCUCGGAUGUGUUUUGGUCACUGGCGCUGCAGCCCAAAAUGGUCCACGUUUCUCCCCGCCUCGUCCCCAGGGCAAGAUGCCGUGGUGUGCCCAUCAUGCUGGGCAGGGCAGGCGGCCGGCAGCAGGCCUUGGCAGCCGUCUGGAUGCCGGGGCAGCAUUUGACGCCUUGGCUCUUGCUUGUAUUUUGCUGCCUGCAGGUGCCGCCACCGCUGUCCGGGAGAGCUGCCGGGAACUGCAUGGGACAGCACCGGAUACUGCUGAAAGGCUGCAAUGCCAAGCAUGGCUUCUACGUUUUCAAAUAUGUCUACUCGUUUUCAACGCGGAGGAACCAGACACAGAUAAAGAAGGAAGAGGCCAACAGCCAGAGCACCGUCCCUGGUCACCGGCUGGGUGAGGACAAUUCCAGGCGGGGGCCAACAGAGGAUGGGGUGGCCCCAGAGCGAGGUGACAAUGGCAGCACCAAUGCGAUGGAGAACGGGACCGGCCUCAAGCCCAAAAACCACAGUGCCCCAGGCAUUGGUGGGGAUGCUCACAUUCCUCGCCCAGGCACCGGCACGCGAGCGCGCGGUGGUGUCGGUGUUGCGGGUCCCACCCCGGCCAGCUCGGAGGGCAGCGGCGACCUGGAUUUGGUAGUUGAAGUUGAAGAUGGUGUUUCCAUUCUCCCCCAGGGUGGACGCCCUGGCAAGGCCAUGGCGGGGAACAGGACCAGUGUCAGGAGUGAAGACAGGAACGAUGGUGCCCCCAGGGGGGUUCCAGUGGAGGGGGCCACAACAGCCGGGAGGGAGAGGGCCCCCGCCACUGGAGGGGCUGGGGAUGAGGGCAGCGGUGAGGCCACCGUCCCUGGCCAAGAGCAGAAAGGUGACAUGCGGGGCACAGGGAUGGGAGGCGCCACUCUCGCCUCCAUCACUGAGAACAUGGAGGAUGUCCAAGUUGACGCCAAAGGUGUGGAUGAAUACACUUACAUCCCUGACUCGGGCAGUGUCACCGUCACCCACGGGAAGGUGGGCAGCACAGUGAGGGCCACCAGCUUCACUCAAAUCUCUCCGGACAAGGACGACGAGGUCAACAUCUUCAUUGGGAGGGCCAACAUCCAUGUCGGGGAGCAAGAAACCACCCAGGCUAGUGCCACUGUUGGCAACGAGGAUGACAGCAUCCCCACUGCGGGAACCAGCAGCUCCCUGCCCGGGCUGGGCAUCACUGCGGCACAUGAUGGCGAUGACAAUGGUGGCCUCUCUGCCCAUGGGCAGCCUGAAGGACCGGCCACCACAGCCACCCCAAGCCACAGGGACAGCGUCAUCAGCAGCCCUGGGGAUGGCCGUCCCACAGGAGAUGAUGAUGGUGCCACCACCACUGGUGACGGAGAAGGACUGGUGGCCCCCGGCCCCUGGAGGGUUGCUGAUGGUGAUGUUACCAUCCCUGUGGGGGCUGGCCUCCGCGGGAAUGGUGAUGAUGAGGUCACUGCAGGCAGGCUGGGAUUUCCCAUGCCGGCCAGAGAUAUCGCCAGGCAUCGCGCUGAUGUCUCAGCUCAGGAUCUUAGCUUGAAAAAUAUCUGGCAUCUGGUCCCUGAAAAGGGUUCUGGAGCAGGUUUGGUGCAGCAGGCAGCUGUAGCAGGGUUUAAAUUCCCCGACGUUGGAGAUGUCAGGCAGUCAGGGGACGAGGGGAGAAAGCCAGAGCUGCUGGGAGCCAACUGGCUGGAGCUGCUGCUGGGAUCACUAAGAGCGCUCUUGUCGCAGCCGACUCCUCCAGCACCAGAAAAGGGUGUCCUGUCUCAGGGCCAGCCUUACUAA
Molecule: messenger RNA, 1812 nt
Organism: Pygoscelis adeliae (Adelie penguin)
Lineage: Eukaryota; Metazoa; Chordata; Aves; Sphenisciformes; Spheniscidae
Gene: MEPE
Product: matrix extracellular phosphoglycoprotein
Exons: 8
Coding region: 1-1812 (603 amino acids)
Biological process (GO): biomineral tissue development
Cellular component (GO): extracellular matrix
Molecular function (GO): extracellular matrix protein binding
Source: RefSeq, a predicted model, not a curated record